AUGACUCAGACUGGAUUUGGGUAUAAAUACUGUAGCUACUUGGUUGUAUUCUCCAGUCUUCGAAUUCACUUCUCUUUUCGACUUUGUUUUUGGGUUGAUUGUCACAAAGACGAGCUCUACACUAUUGCCUUUGGUCCCAAACUCUCCUCUGCAAUACCAUUGUCUGAUACUGGUGCUCCUCCUCCUCUCACCAUCAAGGCUCUGUAUGCACAGGGUCUCAAGCGCAAUGAUUGUUCUGGGCCUGCUCAGGCAGAUAGCUUCAAUGGCUUGUACAGUCUUGCCUCCACUGUUGAGAAGGGACAGGGACAAGGAUGUGUGCAGCCUGCCAUCCAGACUUUGACUCCUGAAGCUACCGCUCUUAUUUUGCGCACACUUCAGAUUGUCCACAAGCUUCAGCAGAUCAUCUUUCCGUGUUCUCUAUCUCAGCGAGAGUGGGAGAUGGCCAAGUUUGUUGCUGAUGACAACAACAUCUUUGUCUUUGGUGGUUUGGGUGCUGGGGCCACUGGUCUCCAGUUCAACGUGUUGUCUGGCACUGACAACCUGACCAUUUGA
Molecule: messenger RNA, 552 nt
Organism: Mycena citricolor
Lineage: Eukaryota; Fungi; Basidiomycota; Agaricomycetes; Agaricales; Mycenaceae
Source: the annotation of a GenBank genome assembly